Drosophila biarmipes is the source of this 1495-nucleotide messenger RNA. RefSeq names its product transcription initiation factor TFIID subunit 7 (gene Taf7). The record is from RefSeq and is a predicted model, not a curated record. The transcript has 2 exons. Lineage: Eukaryota; Metazoa; Arthropoda; Insecta; Diptera; Drosophilidae. The coding region runs from base 87 to 1427 and encodes 446 amino acids. Gene Ontology annotation, cellular component: transcription factor TFIID complex. Gene Ontology annotation, molecular function: RNA polymerase II general transcription initiation factor activity. Gene Ontology annotation, biological process: transcription initiation at RNA polymerase II promoter; RNA polymerase II preinitiation complex assembly.
AGCCUACACUGCCAUCUCUAAGCGUUUAAUAUCAACAAAGUGGGGCUCAAGUUUUUCUGGAAAACUCCCUAGCCAAACUCAUUCAAAUGUUCGAAAAGAAGAGCGAUAAGGUGAAGCAGGCUGAGCACAAACCGCGGGACGAUGGCGUGGAACUGGAGAGCCAGUUCAUCAUGCGGGUGCCAAAGGAACUGGCCGACACUGUCCAUGAGGCCAUAAAUUCGGGCACCGUCAAGGAUCGGCUGACCAUCCAACUGGAUCAGGAUCUCAGGUACGGCGAAGUGCGUCUGGAUGACCAACUGCUGUACACCAAACUGGUGGAUCUACCCACCGUCGUCGAGAGCUACAAGACCAUUGACAACAAGAGCUUCUACAAGUCGGCAGACAUCUGCCAGAUACUCAUCUGCAAGGAGGAGCCGGAGGACGACACAGAGAAGGAGUCGCCCAACAAGAACAAGAAAAAGGAUCCCAAUAAGGUGGAUAAGAAGUACCUGUUUCCCCAUGGCAUCACUCCACCCUGCAAGAAUGUGAGGAAACGUAGAUUCCGAAAGACUCUAAAGAAAAAGAAUGUCGAAGCCCCUGAAAUCGAGAAGGAAGUGAAGCACCUGCUGCGUAUCGAUAACGAGGCAGUGAGGGUCGACUACGAAAUUAUCAACGAGGAGGAUAAGCCCAUGGAUGACCUCGAUCAAUCGGAUAUCAAGACUUACAACGAUGCGGACGAUGAGAUGCAGGAUGAAACCACCAUGCACGCCAGCGAGAAGACGGCCAUGGACAUAAGCUCCCAGCGGGACAUCAAUGUGGAGUCCGAUGACGACGAAGCCAGCAACUUUCCCACCCAUCGGGCGCCCAACAUGGGCGUGGCUGCCCACGACAUCUUUGGCGAGGAGGUGUCCACCACCGAUGACGAAGAUGAGCCGGAUCGGGGCAACAACACCAUGCAGCGUCGUGAAAUGGAGGAAUCCUCCCGCCUCUCUGCGGAUGAUUCACGCAUGUCGGACUUCUUUGGAGCUAGUGGCAGUAAUGCCGGAGCCGGCGGCCUGAAAAUGGACAACGAGUUCAGCAAGUCCAUGUUUGGCCAAGAGGCCAGCAGUCCCAAGCUAAGCGCCGCCGGUUCCAGCUCCAACCUGGCUGCCCCCAGUGGCUUUUACGACAAUCAGAUGCUGAACAAGCGGGAGGAGUUUGAGAAUAUGGAGUUCAUGGACGAGCCGCAGCCGCAGUACUCGCAACAACAGGUGCACCAGAAGAUCAGUCAACUGACGCGGCAGAUCAGCGAGCUAAAGGCGCAGCAGGUGCAGAAGUCUACCGAAAUCGCCUCCAUCCAGAACGCCACGCUGAAGCAACGUAUGCAAGAAACUCUUGACAAUCUCUACGCGCAGAUCAUGGAAAGAGAGCUGGAGCGCAAGGACUUUGAGAAUAUGCUGGAGUCUUAAGUGAAAUGUAGAAUUUUAUUGAACUGUUCGUAAGCUAUAUUAAAAUGUAAUUUAAGGUAAUCAUACAA